Messenger RNA from Hansenula anomala, 930 nucleotides. It is a transcript of the gene SAS2, whose product is annotated as histone acetyltransferase. The coding region runs from base 1 to 930 and encodes 309 amino acids. Gene Ontology annotation, biological process: regulation of DNA-templated transcription. Gene Ontology annotation, molecular function: histone acetyltransferase activity. Lineage: Eukaryota; Fungi; Ascomycota; Saccharomycetes; Phaffomycetales; Wickerhamomycetaceae. The record is from RefSeq and is a predicted model, not a curated record. The transcript has a single exon.
AUGGCUCAUAAGCUGGAGGUAGAGGAUGGACUAUAUGGGAUCAUUGAAUCGCCGAACAUCUCGAGGAUCAGGUUUGGAGAGUAUGAAUUGAACACCUGGUAUGGAAGUGCUGUAUACUUUGCCAAAGACAAGAGAACAUUGGGUUUCAAAGACAUUAAUCCAUCUAAAAGGAAAUCUGAAAUGAACAGAGAGGAGAUAUGGCUUGAGAAAUUGUUUAUAUGUGAUUCAUGCUUCAAGUAUACCGAUGAUGAGAAGGAUUAUGAGGCCCAUUUACUGGCUUGUGACCAUCUAAACAAACAACUGGGAAAGAUCAUGUAUAGAGAUGAAAAGUAUGUUAUAAGGAAAGUACGAGGAUCGAAACACAAAAUGUUUACUCAAAACCUAUGCCUGUUUACCAAGCUCUUUCUAGACAACAAAUCCGUGUUUUUCACUGUUGACUAUUUUGAAUUCUAUAUUGUUUAUGGCACCGAGAACAACAAACCCAUGGGUUUCUUUUCAAAAGAGAUUCUAUCAUGGGACAGAAACAAUUUGGCUUGCAUAUUGGUUUUCCCACCAUACCAGAGAAUGCACUUGGGUACACUGCUAAUUUCAUUCUCCUAUGAAUUGUCAAAAUCACAAAACUUGGUAUCUGGUCCAGAAAAACCUUUAUCGCCUUUUGGUUUGGUUGGCUACUUGAAAUAUUGGAGCUCCAUCAUUACGAGGGAACUUGUGUUUGGUAAAUUGUCGGAUGCAAAAGUUGUUACAUUAGAAGAAGUCAGUAAGGUGACAGGAAUACGGCAUGAUGAUAUAGUGAUGACGCUGAAACAUAUGAAUGUAUUGGUUAACAAUGAUGGGGAGCUAUUUGUGCUGAAAAAGAUACUACAAGACUGGGCAAAAAGAAACAAGGUUAGUUUAAAUCCAUUGUUAAAAAAGGAUUGUCUAUUAAUUUGA